GAAACUGAAUGAAUGCUCGCAACAGUUGCAGUCAAUCCCACAUUCUUGACACUUGUUCAAUCUCCAACUCUCCCUACCAAAUAUUACAAGUAUUGGAUGAUUGACAUGGAAACAAUAGUUGCAUUCACAAAACGUACAAUCUGUCCUGCUGAACUAGAGCGCGAACGUAUCUGUAAGACGCUACAAUACAACAAAGUGGAGUUUGGCAACAUCAGAAUAAUCAAAUAUCUAGAGUAGAUCAAACUUUGUGAUCGUACAAUGUAUGGUUGUGCCAAAUGAGAAAAAGAUGGUUCCAGUUCAAAACUAUAGUUUGUGUGCAUCAUAUGAUGGUCGUUGUUUGAAACAAGGAUCGAGAAUGUCUAUGCAAGUCAAUGUUUAGUAAAAACAACGAAUAUUUAACCAUUGUCUAUUCCAAAGUAAAAUAGGCAGUCAAUGCAAGAUGAAUACAAGUUUCAUUAUACGUGAAUACGACUAAAAUUAUGGAUUGGUUUGCCAUGAGUCGACAUGCGAAUGGAAUCUUCAACAAUGUAUUCAGAGUAUAUUGUCCUAAAACCAUUGCAAUGAUGAUAUCGUUAUAACCCAAAGCACGAUCUUGGGUUUAAAUGACCAUUUUACUCUCGAGUACAGAUGCAUAUUGCAUAGAUUUACGACACUUGCCUUGCAUUUAGCCAACACCAAUAAUUUCCAAAUGACAGAUGCGACACCCCUUCCACAGCAACAGCCAGGUGCACCGCCCAGACUCUCUCCAGUCCUUGAAGAACUGACAAAGAAAACCAUAGAUAUUCUUGCACGAGUUAUCAAGAAGCCUCCACUAACACAAAAGCUUCUUGCCAAGCCGCCGUUUAGAUACUUGCACGACAUUUUUAGCGAGCUGAUACGUCUCUGUGCGUUUGUCCCAGGACUUUAUUCAGAGGCAGAAAUGAACUCGGAAAAUAUCAAGGAUAAAGAAGCUAAAGUGCAGUAUUUGACAAAGAUGAUUGACUGCAUUGGAAUUGCAACUGGGUUGGAAAUUAGAGCCAACCCACUAAAAAUUGUGGCUGGGCUUGAACCUGAAGAAACCAAUGCAUUUUUGCAAUUGAUCGGCAAGGUGUUGAUCAAAAAAGUAGAUACCAAGAAUGCGAUUGCACGAGUAUUAGCGGGCGAACAUCAAGGAAAAAAAAGUGUACCAGCACCUACCAAAACAGAUACACCACCAACAGUGUCCAAGUCUGUAUCUGAAGUGCAAAAAGAUAUUCCUGUUAAAGUACACGCAGCCCCUGCAGCCCAUAGCGAGACUAUAGGUUUAAAAGGCCAUAAUGAAACGGGUCAUCAGGCUCCAGCUGCCCAAUCUUCCAAACCCGGACAAAGUAGCCAUAUACAAAAGGAGACAUCCCCUGCCAUACAGCACAUAUCUUCAACAGAUAAACUACAAGAGCCUGCGAAUAGUAAACCUCCACCGGUAUUAUCUCCAGCCAAGCCUGCAGAUCGCGAGCAACCUCAAGUAUUGGAAAACUCGGAAUCUUUUUCAAAAACCGUGCCUGUAGAUUCAUCCACUGAAGAACUAGCCAAUGAUUCCAAUCCUGAUCACCGGUUUCCUCAAGCAACUAUUAGGCGCCGCGAGCGACCCAUUAGUGCCCGUCCAGCUCCACCCAAACAACGACCACCACAAGUUGCAAUUGAAAAAACUCUAAUUGAUUCGCCUGCAAUUAUUACCGAUGGAAAACAAAAGGAUGAUGACGAUGACGACUUUGUUGUCAAGGCGAUGGAAUCGCUUCAACCUAAGCCUGCAAUUGGAAGCGGCCUGACACUUUCUGCCGACGAAAAACAUGGUGGUCUUGUUCAGCGUAUUCUUCAAACCAAAAAGAAUCUUGAAGGUGAGCUAGAAGACACUACAAUCAAACGCGAUACAGCAGCGACGCCAAAAGACCCCAAGAGCAAAGCCAUCAAAGAUAUUGGACAGCUUCGUGAAUCCAUACAGCUUCUUUGUCAAAGUACUAAUCCGCUAGGCAAGACAAUGGAUUAUAUGCAAGAGGAUGUGGAUAGCAUGAAUAAGGAAUUUGAUGAAUGGAGAUUACAGAGUCAGUCGUUUAAAGUAAUAUACGAGGCUGAAGCAAAAUCUACAUUGGAUUCUUUAAAACCGUUGGAGCUACAGCUCAAGACAAUCGAAGAAAGUAUUGAACUGCAGUAUGAGAAAAUAGCUACAGUCAAGGCAACCAUUAUUCAGAAUGAUGUUUCCAUUCAAAAGAUUCUUAAAGCGAUCACAGCACCACAUAAAUGAGGUUUUGUCAGAUCAUUUAAAAUAAACUAUUCAGACGAAUUCAAGUAAC
Messenger RNA from Batrachochytrium dendrobatidis JAM81, 2306 nucleotides. RefSeq lists its product as uncharacterized. The transcript is spliced from 11 exons. Gene Ontology annotation, biological process: regulation of microtubule cytoskeleton organization; intraciliary transport; cilium assembly. The coding region runs from base 689 to 2257 and encodes 522 amino acids. Gene Ontology annotation, molecular function: microtubule binding. Lineage: Eukaryota; Fungi; Chytridiomycota; Chytridiomycetes; Rhizophydiales. The record is from RefSeq and is a predicted model, not a curated record. Gene Ontology annotation, cellular component: ciliary basal body; axoneme; intraciliary transport particle B.